Chilo suppressalis (striped riceborer) is the source of this 3101-nucleotide messenger RNA. The record is from the annotation of a GenBank genome assembly. Lineage: Eukaryota; Metazoa; Arthropoda; Insecta; Lepidoptera; Crambidae.
AUGGAGGAGCAUAAAUUUAAGACAAAGAUCUCUUUAUCGUUUAACUUCAUACCUCCACGCGUUCCUGAGAAAAAGGGUCUUGACAGGCGGACGGACGGACGGACAGACGGACAACAAAGUGAUCCUAUAAGGGUUCCGUUUUUCCUUUUGAGGUACGGAACCCUAAAAAUUAGCAAAUUGUUAGCAUUGCUGUUCUUGCUCGAUAACAAAAGGCUCACCGAAGUGACUGGUGACCAAAAGGCUGGCAGCUAUCUUGGUCAACGAAUCAACCUUGCCAUCCAACGUGGUGCAAAAACAGUGCAGAGUAUCAAGAUCACAGCCACAAUAUUCAUCCUACACUUUGUAACCACACAAUCGGCGAAAACCAACGCCAGACCUGUACAUGAAAUAAUAAACGAACAAGCCAGAAUCGACGAUAAAACGAGACUCAACAAUGCACCUGGGGGACUCCCUUACGGCAACCCAUUAGCUGGCAACUCCCAACAAAACGCCAGACUUCACGCGCAAAACCAGCAGGCUAUGUUCAACGCUGAAAGAAUAAGGCAGCAUCGUGCUCAGCUUCAGAGAUGGACCAAAGCUCCUCUGCCUGUAGACAGCUACAUGAAAGCUUAUCAUGAAUCUCAAGAAAGCCACCAAUUAGCUGCAGAACAGCAACAAGCCAGUAUGAGAGAUAAAAAGAGAGAAAAAGCCCCAGCCCCGACAACAAAACCACCGAAGACGAGAAUAAGGCAAGGCACUUUGAAAAGAGGACUCAGGAUCAUCCCUGAAGUAAUAAAAGAGGGAGACAUCAAAGAUAAGAACAGAAACCAUAGAUCACACGGCUCUGUAGACUAUCGUCAAUAUUUAGAACCUAAAAUGUACAAAACUGUUUACGUUUCACCGGCGCCUACGUACGAUCAAGGUGUUACUAUCAAGCCGAAUGGAAACAUAGGAUUGGCGUCACUUAAGCCUUCUGAAGAGGAUACAAAAUUAUUCACAGCAGCUAUACCUAGUAAAACGAGAUACGUCUACCCCAAACAAUACAGUCAGAUGCAAAACUACGAAUCAGCUAGAGAUAUAGAAGCUUUGAACGCUUUGUUGAAGAAAACACCUCAAGUACAAGUAUCAGAGUUGAAUGCUUUAGUUAAUCCUGAAAGCACAGAAAGCAAAGAUAUUUUGGAGACCCCAAUUGACUUGUACUUCUAUAUGAAAGACCCACCUGUGCAGAACUUAGCUAGUCAUUACGAUCAAACUUAUGCUCAAAUACCCCCAACUUACGCUAGUGCUUAUAUGCCAACUGCAGUUAAAGACUACACACCAAUAACGGAAGAGGUCGAUGACAUAGAGAAUCCAAACAAGGAGCCUAAAGUGAAACCUUUUGGUUUACAAUCUAUUUUAGCUACGCAAGUACCUGACACUGAAACGACUACAACGAAAAGCAAUAAUUACUACAAAGUUGAAGUAGCUAGUCAAACUGUAAGCACAGGCUUCAAGCCUAGUGAAGUAAAUCACCAUCUAAAUGAUAUCAGAAACUACCAAACCCAAGCACAGCCCUUGAUCCAUUACUUGAAGAACACUGCUCAAGAAGAAGAUUUAAGCGAAAGAUAUCUCCAUCAUAAUGCAAAUCAUCAGGGCAUCCAACAUCUCUCUGAAGACGGUACCGAAACACCAGCAUACGGUGACGAAAAUGUAAGUAUAAAUAAUGAAAUUGAACCAAUAACACGAGAUAAAAGGGCUAUAAAACCACCUUUAAAUCCAUUACCUGUUCCGAUAACAGAAAAUCCUCUUGUAACAGCAAGAAACGAUACCCCUAAAGCCGAAUCACUUAUCCGCAUUAACCCCUUAAUAAUCAACAAACACAAAAAGGAAAUAGAAACUUUUUUAACCACUCCCAAUUUUCCUGUCGGUGUAGCCGUUGAUUAUGACGACGAUUACGAAAUCAAUGUUCCUAAUCCCAUUCCGAAUCAUAGGAAUAGAUUAAAUCGCGGUCAGUAUGAUGUUUCUUUUGACGAAGCCGAAUAUAAUGAUUAUGACGAUGAUUUUACUGCACCAGAAUACGAAUACGCUGUACCAAAUAUCAAACAGCCUUCUCUUUUCAGAGAUGGGCAAAGGCAAAAUUACGCGCCAUCUCUGAGUUAUAAUCAAAAUGUAGAUUUGACCGGUAGUUUUUCGAACAAGUACAGGAACUUCAAGCGUUAUCCCAGUCCAACGAAUAGAGAUUUGUAUAAUCCUCAAGUUUAUGGUUAUGGUUAUAAUAAUAAUUUUCAACCACCAUCGACUUCUUAUGGGGUACCAGAUGUUUACAGCCCGCGCGGUGUAAGUGUUAACCAACAUUACGGUUUGCCUCAAAGGUAUGGAGUUCCUAAUGUCAUAGAACCUGUUUACAUGCUAACAGAGACUCAAUUGAAAAGUAUUGUAGGCCAUCACAAUUUGAACAUUCAACAUUUGGAUGUCUACCAGCAAUAUCCACAUCGACAACUCCACUAUGCGGCAAAUUACGAAUUCGGAUACAGAGUGCGAGACCUUAAAAGUGGCAACGACUUCGGCCACCACGAAGCCAAGAGCGGUGAGAGCACCAAUGGCCACUACCACGUCCGAUUGCCUGAUGGUAGAAUGCAGAAGGUUCGCUACUCAGCAGGCCCAGAAGGAUUCCACGCUGACAUUUCCUACGAUCAUCUGAAGUGAAAAUUCUUGGCUGUAUAAAACGUGUUUCAAUGUAUGCGUUGAAAAAAAGUGACUAUUUAUUGAGGAUUGAGGACUACAAAAAAGUGACAGAGGCUGAAAUGUUGCGCCUCGAUUUAACUUUACCAUCGUGUUUGCGUUUACGUCAAAAUUAGUAUGGGAAAAUUUAUAGCGCCGUCUACCGUACGUACCUAAAUAAAGUUAUUUUCCUCAUACUAAUUUAAAGUAAAUUCGCGACGCAACCCACACUCCGGCCUGUGAUUUAUCUCUUAAUAUAGUAGUACCUACUUCAAUUCAGUUCAAUAUUUAUUUUAUUUAUAAUAAGGACAAAUAAAACAAAAACAGGCGACAAAGAUUUAUUAUUCUAGCAAAUAAUACAUAAACAAAAGAUAGGUACAGAAAAACAAAGUUAUUUAAAAGUAUUUACACAGACCUCUCAU